AGACGGUUUUGACCUCCUCGUCUCCCGCAGAUUCUUUCUCCAUCUUCAGCUCCUUCCUCUUCUCCUCCUCAUCCGAUUCUCCCAUACCCACCAUGAACGAGAAAGCCAACGUCUCUAAGGAGCUUAAUGCCCGCCAUAGAAAGAUUCUGGAAGGGCUUCUUAAGCAUCCAGAGAACAGAGAAUGUGCUGACUGCAAAACAAAAGGUCCAAGGUGGGCUAGUGUUAACUUAGGUAUCUUUAUCUGCAUGCAAUGUUCUGGGAUUCACAGGAGUCUCGGGGUACACAUAUCAAAGGUUCGUUCUGCCACUCUGGACACAUGGCUCCCCGAGCAGGUUGCAUUUAUCCAUUCAAUGGGAAACGAGAGAGCAAAUAGUUACUGGGAAGCUGAGCUACCCCCUAACUAUGAUAGAGUGGGAAUUGAGAAUUUCAUACGUGCAAAGUAUGUCCCUCUCUCUUUUCAGUUUACAAACUCCUCAGCUAGAUCACCCCCAAGAGUGGAGCAGGAACGGCGGAGAUCUGUGGAGAGGGCUGUGCCUGGAUAUGAGCAUGGCCACAGUAGUAGUCCUGUAAAUUUGUUCGAGGAGAAGAAAACUGUCCAAGCACCUAGAACAAGAAGUAGCAUCCCUGCAACGAGGAUAAGUCUUCCAGUGCCUCCCCGGGGACCUGAGCAGGUUAUAAAGCCACAGCAAAAAAUAGAAGCUGUAGCCGCUCCUGUGGAGCCAACGAAACCAGCAGUAAAUGUUGCACCGGCAUCAGAUCCUCCAAAGGUGGAUUUUGCUACUGACCUCUUCAACAUGCUAUCGGUGGAUGAGCCGAGUGCAAAUACCUCAGAGGCAGCUCCUGCUGAUGAUAACUUAUGGGAUGGCUUUCAGUCGGCUGGAAAUGGUCAAACGGCAGAGAAAAUUGUCACAGCAAAGCUGGAGGAGAAAAAGCCUGAUGAGAGCAGUUCUCCACCAGCUACCGGGAUCGAGGAUUUAUUUAGAGACACACCUAACUUUACAGCCCAACAAGCACCACAGAAAGAUGUGAAAGGCGAUAUCAUGAGCCUAUUUGAGAAGUCGAAUAUGGUGUCGCCUUUUGCCAUGCAGCAGCAACAGUUUGCUAUGCUUGCUCAGCAGCAAGCCCUUUACAUGGCUGCAGCAAAAGCUGCAGGAGGUACUCCAAACGGCGUGAAUCAACAAGCUGUUGCUAAUGCUCUUAACAUAGCAUCCGCAAAUUGGUCAAACAAUGGCUACCAGAUCCCUGGAAUGACUAAACCAGGAGGUGGUCAACCUGAUCUCCAGAAACUUAUGCAAAACAUGAACGCAAACAUGAACAUGAGACCUGUACAACCGCAAGAGAACACUCCUCAAUAUCCAAUAUCCAAUUUCUACACGACGGGCCAAGCUAACAAUGCAGCCAACGGUAUGACCUCAUACUCCACCGGUAAACCUCAGUCAUCAACCGCAGCACAACAACCAACGGGCACCACACCAUCUUCUCAGUCAGGCAAAGAGUUUGAUUUUUCUUCCUUGAUGGAUGGAAUGUUCACAAAACAUUGAUCAACAGAGGGACCUUUUCUGAAUUUUGCUUAUCUUAAAAUUUGUCAUAUAUGUGAAGAACUAAAAUAAAUAUAUACAAUCAUCUGCGAUCAGCUUUUUCAUCAAACAAUUUUAUUCUUUGUAAUCUUUUGUUAUAGUUUGGGCUCUGAUUUAAAAAUAAACUGUUAUUAUAGGUUCA
Molecule: messenger RNA, 1719 nt
Organism: Brassica oleracea var. oleracea
Lineage: Eukaryota; Viridiplantae; Streptophyta; Magnoliopsida; Brassicales; Brassicaceae
Product: probable ADP-ribosylation factor GTPase-activating protein AGD5
Exons: 11
Coding region: 93-1541 (482 amino acids)
Molecular function (GO): GTPase activator activity
Source: RefSeq, a predicted model, not a curated record